This is a messenger RNA of Synchiropus splendidus (mandarinfish), 1790 nucleotides long. RefSeq lists its product as uncharacterized. Bases 487 to 1008 code for a protein of 173 amino acids. The transcript has 4 exons. The record is from RefSeq and is a predicted model, not a curated record. NCBI's taxonomy places the organism in Eukaryota, Metazoa, Chordata, Actinopteri, Syngnathiformes, Callionymidae.
CAUUGCUGGAUUCGAACCAGCGACGUCCCUGCUGGGGGGCUGCAGUGACACGUUAUAUGUUAUCGCUUGUCUCACCAGCAGAGUGCGCUAGAGCACAAGUGUUAAAUGAACUCGCGUGUGUGCGUGUGACUCAAGUGCUCUUAUUUCUAAUAGUUAUUGAACCAUUAUUGUGAGUCAGCGUAUGUGCCUCUUGAACUGAAGGCAUCAGCGGAGCAGCCCUGAGUGUGUGUGUUCUCGCGUGCGUGUUACAUGAAGAACAUGCGCCCAGGUGCGCGCGCGCAGACACACGCUCAUCUUCCCCGCACAUCGACACCGGACUGACACAAGAAGCGACGCCAUCAGGAGCUACAGACAGGUAGGUCUGCCCGUCUCUCUGCCUGGAAGUUGGACACGCGCCCGUGACGCUUCCCGGCUCUGGAGAACACGCGGGAACGAGCGCCGCUCGCCACUGCAGGGCCGCUGAGCUGGGACGGCACCUGAGCAAACAUGGACCACCUGCUCCGCUGCAUCUUCAUCAUCUUCAUCAGGACGAUCAGCGCCCAGGAUACUCACUUGAACCCCGUCACCAACCUGCUCUUCACGCCCCGCGGGCCUCAGAUGUUCCCGUGCCUUACCUACCUGGAGCGGAACGUCCGGAUCGACUGCGAGUUCCCGCCCACCUAUGAGGUCGGGGGUCCGUACUGCGAGUACCGCCAGGACAGCCGGUUGGUGGGAAGCAUGUUUCCCAACAUGGUCAACUUUGUUGCCAUGGACGACCGCCGACGGAGCAACGUCAGCCUGGUCACCCCCACCUUGUGCCGCCUCACCUGGGCCCCCAUGGCCGACGAGAAGCCAUACACUUACACGUGCCGCGUCUACCAGGGCAACAAGUGGAAGGAGAACAGCAUGGCGGUGCACCACAGGAUUCUUCCCAUCUGCUCCGCCAUCAGCGUGAUGUUCCAGUCGGCCCCCUGGUUUCUGUCGCUGCUGAUGUCACUUCCUGUGGCAAUGGGUCUUUUAAAUCUGUGACCGUUUCAGAGGUUUUCUAACCAGUAUUAUUUAUUGAUAAUCUGCUUUCAACUUAGCUAGUAGCAUUAGCAUUUGAUAUGAACCUAGAAUUUCCGUUACUUGUAAAUAACUAGUAUAAUUAAACUAAAAUAAUUUUUUAAAGAGAUCUUUGUUAUAUAUUUCUAUUGCACUAUAUUUCCCUUGUGGAGCACACUUUGAGUUCCGCUGCUUUUAAGUCACUUCAGUUAGCAUGCAGGUGGAAUCACGUGUUCCCGUGGGGGAGGGGCUUAUGUCCACCAUUUUCUGCUCCAUAAUAUUGUCCCACACAAGAAAGUUGAUGGAAGUCCGUGGCCCUGUAGAGAGUAAUAAUCGAUUCUUUGACCUGUCAUUUGCAUUUCCUGGAAUUUGUAUUGAAAUUCAUUCAGAACGUUCUUAGAUAUUUUGGUAACCCGCAGGAAAUCGACCCGAACAAACUGUUGUGUUUCAUCACCUCACCUGCUCAGAUCUUUGUUCCACAUUUCUGAAAUAUAUAUUUUAUAUCUGAGGGCUGCAUGAAGAAGAAAAAUAAACUUCAUGAGAGCAAUACAUUAAAAUUCACGGUGAAAAACAGCUGAGCUGGAACAUCAUUCCUUGCGUGUCUCUCUAGUUCAUCACGUGUCUUCUGUGCCUUUCUGUCUCGUUUGACUCGUGCCUAUUAGUUAAUUUGCAAAGGAGUAUAUUUGACAAGACAAGCUUCUUUUUGUUGACCGUACUGUGUGAAAUGAGGUGUUCUAUAGCAAUAUCUAUUCAAAAAUAAAAGUAUA